Molecule: messenger RNA, 1327 nt
Organism: Trematosphaeria pertusa
Lineage: Eukaryota; Fungi; Ascomycota; Dothideomycetes; Pleosporales; Trematosphaeriaceae
Product: WD40 repeat-like protein
Exons: 2
Coding region: 151-1215 (354 amino acids)
Biological process (GO): protein import into peroxisome matrix
Cellular component (GO): cytosol; peroxisomal matrix
Molecular function (GO): protein binding
Source: RefSeq, a predicted model, not a curated record
ACCGAGCAAGAUGCUGCUCGACACCUCUCGCCCCGCCAACGCUCUGCGAACGAUGGUGUGGACAGAGAACAUACUGGUUGGCGCGCCGUAGAGUCCUAUCAUACCAUACCUAGCCAACCCUCUGCUGUGCCGCGCCUACACGACUCCACGAUGCUCGAAUUCCGGACGCAGGGCUACAACGGCUACAGCGUCAAGUACUCGCCCUUCUUCGACUCGCGCAUUGCCGUCGCCGCGUCGGCGAACUUCGGGCUCGUGGGCAAUGGCCGGAUAUACAUACUCGGCCUGACGCCGAACGGCAUUGUCGCGGAGAAAUGGUUUGACACCCAAGACUCGCUCUUCGACACAACGUGGUCAGAAUCGCACGAGAACCAGCUGCUCACCGCAGGCGGCGACGGCUCUGUCAAGCUCUUCGACAUCACCCUCGCGCAAUACCCCGUCCAGUCGUGGCAAGAACACGCACGCGAGGUCUUCGCCGUGCACUGGAACCUCGUCGCCAAAGACACCUUCCUGUCAAGUAGUUGGGACGGCACAAUCAAGAUCUGGAAUCCAAACGCGACCGCCAGUCUGACGACGCUGCCCAUCCACUCGUGCACCUACUCUGCCGCAUUCAGCCCGCACAGUCCCAGCAUCCUCAGCAGCGUCAGCUCAGAUUCGCACUUGAGAAUCUUCGACCUCCGCACUCCAGCAUCCGCGUCGAACCACCUCACGCUCAAUAUCCCCAUGCACACCCCGCCGAAGGCCCGCAUGGGGGUCCCGGCCCCGGUUGGCAUCCCUCCCUCCGAAGCGCUCACGCACGAUUGGAACAAAUACCGCGACAGCAUCAUCGCCACAGGAGGAGUCGACCGCCUCAUCCGCACCUUCGACAUCCGCGCACCGGGCGCCGGCCCCAUCGCCGUCCUUCCAGGCCACGAAUACGCUGUCCGCCGGAUAACAUGGUCGCCCCAUCUCUCAGACAUCUUGCUGAGCGCGAGCUAUGACAUGACGUGCCGGGUGUGGACCGACGGCAGCGCUAUGGGGGUAGGCCAAGUGAAGCAGGAAAACAUGCUCGAAGACCCCAUGGUCCACGGAGGCGGCAGGGAGUUGGGCAGGAUGGGACGGCACACCGAGUUUGUCACGGGCGUGGACUGGUGUCUGUUCGGUGCUGAGGGCUGGUGCGCGAGCACGGGUUGGGACGAACGGGUGCUGGUCUGGGAUUGCAGGGCCAUCAUGCAAUGACCUUUAUGAGCGAAUAUGACUUGGCGGCAUCUUGCAUGUAUUUAUGGCGUUGCGAAAAGUUAUUAGGUAUACCACGAUCUGAGGACAUCGAUCCAUGACUGGAAGCUCCCAG